AUGCGCUUUGGGAAGACACUGCGGUUGGCCGUGUACGCGCCAUGGAAGGACAAGUACAUCGACUACGCGAAGCUCAAGUCGCUUCUGCGGGAAGACAAGUACGAUGACGAAGAUGUUGCGUGGACAGAGGACGAUGAGAACCGCUUCUGCGACGAGAUUUUCAACGGUCAACUCGAGAAGGUCGCCGCGUUUCAGGAGCAGACCUUCAAGGCUCUGAAAGACCGAGUCGAAGCCGCGUUUGAGAAGCUCAAGGAAUUGGCACCGCCGACUAGUGAGGAGGAUGAAGGGGCGGACAACGACCAGGUCAAGAAGCCCGACGCUGCGACGGCGCAGAAGCUGAAGGACAUUGAGACGGAGCUCGACAAGAUCACGACCGAAAUCUCGGAGCUGAAGAAGUACAGCAACAUCAACUACACUGGUUUCCUCAAGAUCGUCAAGAAACAUGACCGCAAGAGGGGCGAUAGAUACAAGGUGCGACCGAUGAUGCAGCUGAGCCUGGCGAAACGGCCCUUCAACUCGGAGCAAGGCUACUCGCCCUUGCUCAACAAGUUGUCCAUCAUGUACUAUGCUAUUCGGCAGCAGCUGGACGACGGCGCCGGCGAUGCGCAGCCACUGGAUCUUGAGAGCCAAGGAGAGACGCGGCACGGCGAGCGGUACACCGCCCACAAGUUCUGGGUCCACCCGGAUAACCUACUGGAGGUCAAGACGUAUAUUAUGAGACGUCUUCCGGCCCUUGUCUACAGCGAGCAGUCCGCUAAGGAGCUGGAUGGAAGCAAUGACCCGACCAUCACGUCGCUUUAUUUUGAUAACUCAAAGUUCGAUUUGUACGGGAAGAAGGUGGAGCGCAAGGCGGAAGCGUCCUCGCUCCGCGUACGUUGGUAUGGCCAGUUGAGUGCGAAGCCUGAGUUGUUCCUCGAACAGAAGAUUGUUGGAGAACAAGGAUCCAGCGAGGAGCGAAAGUUUCCCAUUAAGGACAAGUAUAUCAAGCCCUUCAUCGACGGCACCUACAAGAUGGAGAAGACGGUGGAGAAGAUGGAGCGUCAGGGCCAGCAGGCGGAGGUGGUUGAGAAUUUCAAGAGCACCGUCGAGUCUCUUCAGGGUUUCAUGCAAGAGAACAAGCUACAGCCCGUCUUGCGCGCAAACUAUGUUCGUACCGCUUUCCAGAAGCCCGCGGACGACCGCGUGCGUAUCUCCAUCGACACAGAGGUAGCCUUCAUCCGGGAGGACACGCUGGACAGAGAUAGGCCGUGCCGCGACCCAGCAGAAUGGCACCGUCUCGAUAUUGACGGUCGAAACCUGACGUACCCGUUCAAGGAUAUCAACCAGAGCGAGGUCUCCCGUUUCCCCUACGCCAUUCUGGAGAUCAAGCUGAAAGAGGACCCCAACCGUAAGCGCCCUGCGUGGAUCACGGACCUAAUGGCAUCCCACCUGGUGCACCCCACGCCUCGCUUCUCCAAGUUCGUCCACGGCAUUGCCUCCUUGUUUGAGGACUUUGUCAACAACCUGCCCUUCUGGUUGAGCGAUCUGGAGGCGGACAUCCGCAAGGACCCGCAGGUGGCUUUCGAGGCCGAGGAGCAGCGCAAGGCGCAGAGAGCCGAGGACGAGCAGGCCGUCGGCAGCUUUUUGGGCAAUAAGGUGAGCUCGUAUAAGAUAUCCAAGAGUUCGCCGGCCGGCCAGUCGUACCUCGCCAACAGAAUGGCCGCCGAGAGCUCGCGCUCCCAGUCGAGACCCGUCAACGACGAGUCACAGCAGUCGUCGAGCCGCCAGAACGGCGAGGGCUCCAACGGCCAGCAGAGGAGCUACGGCACGCUCUCGUCCGUGCUCCCCGGCUUCUCUCUGUCCAAGUACUCGCAGGCGCGGAGGGCGCAAAAGAACCAGCAGCAGCUGCCCGAGGGCGUCGUGGAGCCGACCGAGUGGAUCAAGAACUCGGGCGAGCUCAAGAUUGAGCCCAAGGUGUGGCUGGCCAACGAGCGCACGUUCCUCAAGUGGCAGCACAUCUGCAUCCUGCUCGGCGCGCUCGCAGUGUCGCUCUACACGGCCGCCGGGGAGAAUUUCCUGGCCGAGGUUAUGGGCAUCGUGUACAUCUGCAUCGCCGUGUUUGCGGGUAUCUGGGGCUACGGUAUGAUGAGGCUGCGGAGGAAGAUGAUUAUCGGUCGCAGCGGCAAGGAUUUCGAUAACCUUGUCGGGCCGUUGAUUAUCAGCAUCGCGUUGAUGGCUGCGCUGGUGAUCAAUUUUGUGCUUGCUUACCGCUCCGCUAUCGAGAGGAUGGAGGCAGCCAAGGGGGUCCUCAACGGCGGUAAUGCCACUGGAGAGCCCAUCCGACAAGAGCUUAUCUAA
Colletotrichum abscissum is the source of this 2337-nucleotide messenger RNA. RefSeq names its product VTC domain-containing protein. The record is from RefSeq and is a predicted model, not a curated record. The coding region runs from base 1 to 2337 and encodes 778 amino acids. Gene Ontology annotation, cellular component: vacuolar transporter chaperone complex; fungal-type vacuole membrane. Lineage: Eukaryota; Fungi; Ascomycota; Sordariomycetes; Glomerellales; Glomerellaceae. The transcript is spliced from 2 exons.